ACGUGUUAGCGACGGGCGUUCUGUGUCGUUAGAUGAGUUUUCGGAGAGUCCUAGAGAUUUCUUUCUUAAGAAUGGGUUUUCAGUCUCGAGAAUUCGUAGGUCGUUGCUUUUUUCCUUAACAGAGGAUGGGCUUCUGGACUUUGCUAGAAGGUUUUCUGCUCUUUGCAAAUGCAUUGGCUAUUUUGAAUGAGGACCGGUUCCUUGCUCCAAGAGGAUGGACAUUGGCAGAAAUGACAGGACCUAGGAGGAAUUCUCUUAAAGGGCAAGUAAUAGGGGUUAUAUAUGCCUGUCAAUUCUUGAGACUUCCCCUGAUUCUCUUCAAUAUAAUCUUUAUAAUUGUGAAGCUGUUCUCUGGAUAACUUUAGAGUGCCAUCCAAGCUCUAUGCUUUGUUGUGUAUGAUAUGUAAAUUUGGAGUUUUAUGUUUCGGAACAGUCGAAAAUCUUAUAAAUUCAAUUUAGAGGCGUGAUGAACAGAGUACACUAGUUGCAUGUGUUUUGAUUAUCA
Molecule: messenger RNA, 505 nt
Organism: Cajanus cajan (pigeon pea)
Lineage: Eukaryota; Viridiplantae; Streptophyta; Magnoliopsida; Fabales; Fabaceae
Product: protein transport protein yos1
Biological process (GO): endoplasmic reticulum to Golgi vesicle-mediated transport
Cellular component (GO): Golgi membrane; endoplasmic reticulum membrane; COPII-coated ER to Golgi transport vesicle
Source: RefSeq, a predicted model, not a curated record